AGAGUGGCCCGGGGUGCCCGGGCGCUGCCCUCUGUCGGCCGCGGCGACCGCCUGGCCGGGACCGAGCGCUGCUGGGGAGAGCGGGAGGCGCGGCCGGGCUCCCGGCGCCGGCCCGCCCGGACCCGACGCCUGCCUGCGGGGCCAUGAGGCGGCCGCGCAGCGCGGCGCGGGCCCGCGGGGCUGCAGCAUGAGCCCCUGCCUGGGGCUCCGCAAGGCCUGCUUCCUGCUGUCCGUUAGCGCUGCCGCCCUGCUCCUGCUCCUGUUGCCGCGGGGGCAGCCCCCCGGCGCGCCCCGCCGCCGCCCUCCGCCCGCCGCCGGGUCGAGCAGGCCCCCGCCGCAGCGGCCGGUCUCCGGGAGCAGCGCUGUGUCCGGCACGCGGACGAGCUCUCGCGGGGAGCCGGGGCACGGGGUUGGAGGCCUCGCCGGCAGCUCGCAGCUCGUGCGGAAGAGCCGCCCUGGGACCGCCGGGGGCUCGGGCAGAGAAAGCCUGGAGCUAAAGGACAUCUUCAUUGCCGUGAAGACCACGAGGAAGUACCACAAGAGUCGGCUGGACUUGCUGCUUCAGACCUGGAUCUCCCAGGCCAGGGGACAGACAUUUAUAUUCACAGACUGGGAGGAUCGGGAGCUACGUCUGAAAGCAGGGGAUCAUAUGAUCAACACCAACUGUUCCGCUGUCCACACCCGGCAAGCUCUCUGCUGCAAGAUGUCUGUGGAAUAUGAUAAGUUCCUGGAAUCUGGGCAAAAAUGGUUUUGCCAUGUAGAUGAUGACAACUACGUGAACCCUCGGACUCUCCUGCGUCUCUUAUCUGCCUUCUCACACAGCCAGGAUGUCUACGUGGGACGACCGAGCCUGGACCAUCCCAUUGAAGCAGCUGAUCAUGUCCAAAGUGAUGGAUCAAAGACAACCGUGAAAUUCUGGUUUGCCACAGGUGGAGCAGGAUUCUGUAUCAGCAGAGGUCUUGCCCUGAAGAUGAGUCCCUGGGCCAGCUUGGGUAAUUUCAUCAGUACUGCAGAAAGAGUGCGUCUUCCUGACGACUGCACUAUUGGCUACAUCAUUGAAGGGCUGCUGGAGGUAAAGCUGCUGCAUAGCCCAUUGUUCCAUUCCCAUCUGGAAAAUCUGCAAAGACUACAAGGCGAGUCUGUGCUGCAGCAGGUAACCCUAAGUUACGGAGACCCUGAGAACAAACACAAUGUUGUGAGUGUGGGAGGAGUGUUUGGCCUUCAGCAAGAUCCAACACGAUUCAAAUCUGUCCAUUGUCUGCUCUAUCCUGACACUAUUUGGUGCCCUGCUAAGAAGAUGUCGUAAUUCUUGUCCAGUCAUUGACACCUGUAUCUUACCUAGUUUGCAUAAGAUGGGAGUUGUGGUGGACUUUUUGUGGUGGUUUUUCUUCUUCUGGAAGACAACCAGAGGUAUCUACAAAGGAGGUAGACAGACUGUUUACAAAAGCAGCUGUUCAGCUGCAGCCUGGGACAUUCCAAGAAGAAUCCUUGUUCUUUUGUGUAGCGGCUCUUUGCAUAAUGACUACAGUCAUAUGUGUUUGAGUCACUUCACACUUUCAUCUGAUGCCAUGUGAAUCUGUGCUUGGACACACGCUAGGCAAAUGCAGUACUUGCAGUGUUAGCAUUCUUACUGCUGCUAGGGGCUUUUAGAGGCCACUGUCUUGAAGCUGGAGUGCUAUAGCAGACUGUAGUCCCCAUGGUGACAAGAGGGGAAGUUUUCACUCAUCUUUCUUGGGAACAGAAUUAUUUAAGAGCUUCUAUGGCCUGACAUAUUAAAACUGCAACUGUGCGCCAGAACAGGGUCUGUAAACACCAGAAAUCUUGGAAUCACUAGGGUAAAAAAGGCUGAAAGCUUUACUCAUGGGAAAACUCAUGUAAGAGUAAGCUUACUCAGGACUGGAUAAGAGUUGCUUGCAUGCAUGUUCUCCCCUGUAGUCCAUGUGUACCUCCCAUGGAGGUGAUUGUCAGACUUGUCUCUCUUACCAGCUGAAUUGCAGUGGUUGUUGAUUAUGAUGGUGGUCUGUCAGAUCCAAGCCUAUUCCCUUGAUGUUUGAUCCUGAAGAAGUAUUUGCCAGACUACAUGGUAAUCAUCUCUCCUGUGUUGCCCACAGCAGGUGGUAUGAGCUAGAGCAUGCUCACUGGCUGAGGAAACACCUUGUUUCUGAUGCUGUGCAGUGUCUUUUGCUGUCUGUGACGGAGGGGGGAUGCUCAAUAGCAGUUAAUGCCCUAAGGAAGUUUUUGAUGGUAUCAUUUGAGGACCUUUAAUUGUAUGACUGUGAUUACUCCAGUUUGUUCAGAUAAUCUGUUGAUUACCCUAAGGUCUAGAUCAGUGUUUAUUCAAUGUUUCAAUAAACAGUUCAUGCUGUCUCUAA
This is a messenger RNA of Pezoporus occidentalis (night parrot), 2372 nucleotides long. It is a transcript of the gene RFNG, whose product is annotated as RFNG O-fucosylpeptide 3-beta-N-acetylglucosaminyltransferase. The transcript has 8 exons. Gene Ontology annotation, biological process: pattern specification process; regulation of Notch signaling pathway. Lineage: Eukaryota; Metazoa; Chordata; Aves; Psittaciformes; Psittacidae. Gene Ontology annotation, molecular function: O-fucosylpeptide 3-beta-N-acetylglucosaminyltransferase activity. The coding region runs from base 188 to 1306 and encodes 372 amino acids. The record is from RefSeq and is a predicted model, not a curated record. Gene Ontology annotation, cellular component: Golgi membrane.